CGAGCUUUUUAUGCCCGUCUGCACGCAAUGGCUGGGUUGGGAUUGCCGAAAUUUAGUAGAAAUGCAAACACCGUCCCGAGUCCGGGUGAUCUGAGUGACGUGGAACGACUUGAAGACUUCCCAGAAGCUGACUUCAGAGGCAUGACGCUUUCUCUUAGCCAGGAAACGACUGAGGCCGUUUCCCCGAUACAACCGUCGGCGGAUCAGCGCGGCGUCGGUGUAUCGUGCCUGGGUUCCACUCGCUGCCGAGCAGAUGCAGGUAGCUUGGAUGGGAAUUCCGGGAGCACUACCGAAAAUGCGUCCACUGCAUCGACGUCAAGCAUUGUGCGGCAGUUCUCUCGGGAGCUGUCAGAGGAGGAGACAAAGGAGUACUUCUCAGUACGGGAAGGUGCCGUGGAGAAAGCGGCAGAGCAGUGCAGUCCGGUCCUUAUGAAACACCUCGACGGUGAACUCAGGGGUGUCUGGCUGCUGACAGAGAUUGACCACUGGGACACGGAGAAAGAGCGGCUCCUGUUCCUGACUGACUACAGCCUUAUCGUGCUCAAGUAUGACUUCAUCACCCUCAAGCUGCUCGAGUACCGGCGGCUGCACCUCAAGACGUUUGACGUGGUGCAAGUGGGCCUACUCACCUACCCAAACAAGUCGUUCAUGCCGAAGCUCAGUUCUGUGAUGGACACGGUGCGCAAUCGGCUGGUGUCCCCGAGGCGUCGGGGUGGCAGCGGCGUGCCCCAUGCUGCUGCGCCCCCUGGCCAAGACGUGCUCGUGGGCUGUGGCGAUUUCGAGGCAGAGGAGGCCACACCGCUCUUUCCUGCUGCUUCUGCUCUCUCCUCCUCUUCUUCUCCUAACAGUCCUCGCAACCAGGAAGGAGUCCGUUGCAUGUGGGACCAGGGCGCCCAGCUUCCUGUCCUUAAGGACUGGAACCCAUGGUGCCGCGAGAUCCCCUGGGUGACGUUCACAUCGCAUCACCUGCGGACCACCCCGGUGGGCAGCUCCCACCACGAUGUGGGCCUCUUUUCGCGUGCCCUGGUCGAGGCAGUGACGCAGCUGGAUGCUGCGCAGGCGCCACCUGCGUCACUGGUGCGCUGCACCCCGUGCCGCGUCCUGUACGAGCCUAUUGUCGUGUGCAGCUACCUGGGCGUGGCCGCGGCCUUCCACAACACCACCCAACUGGGCUUCUUCAAGGCGCGUGGCAAGGUCAGCUUCUGAGCUCCGCGCUUUUGUUGCUCUGCCGUCUCCUGCUCUGGUCACAGUGCUGGCGGAGCAGCACAAGCGCCAUCGACGGAGUGAAUGACCGGGUGGACGUGAGCUGCCGAGUGAGUGAGCAGAACUAUGCCUGUGUGCAGAAGGCCACAGGAUGUGGAGCAGCCCAACGAAACUGAGCAUAUAAAUUAGGCCUCGAGUGGCGGGUGGUUGACUGAAAAACUGUGCGGUGAAAGCAAACGGCUGGUUUGAUGUAAACUGUUGAUGGUGAAACAGAAACUCCGCAUUCAGGCAGACGGAAUGCAGGGAACUUGAGACAGAAUUGGGAGUUACAUUGGUGGCGGCAGUAUGGAAGAACAAAUGAAGACCAGGUGGCAUGACAGGUGCCACCCAGCGGUUUAGGCCCCAACACUUUUUCUUCACUACGUCGCGUACAUGAGUUGACACGAAGCGAUGAUAUACGCAUGUCAUGUACACCCCCGGGGUUGCCAAGAAUGUGCGAGUAGGCAGGCAGAUCUGGUUGUGGUUGCCAGCCAGUGCAGGGUAGCACUGGGCUUCGAUUACUUGCGGCUUUUGAAUGAGUCUGUUGUGCAGAGGAUGGGAUCAGACAGCGGGGACCAUGAGAAAAAAAAGAAUGCAAGAAGUGAUGAGCGUUGUCUUGAAGGUAAUUGGAACCAUCAUUCCACACAGAAAGGAGCUGUAUGCAUUUUUGCUGGACCCUGUGCCGACUGCUCUCAGCACUCAUGUAUGUUCAAUUUAGCGUGGGGACGUGUCAGGGGUGAUCCACCAUGUCCAGGAGAUGUGCCAGCGUUGACCAAAUGCAGCUUCAAGCAGUGUUUGUUGAAAAUUCAGGGAGGCGAUGGCAAUCAGUAAAGUGGUGUUUGCUAAGUGGGCAGAGGCUGUUCACAUUACGAGCCUCUAGAAUGUGUCUUUCUUGUUAUUGCUCGUGUGGGAACUGGUGUGAACCGUGCUUACGCUUUCCACUGUGAAGCAUUUUGGAUUCCUUAUCCUCAUAUUUGAGGUUUUGUGAAUUUGGCUGGUGGGCUAGGGGAAUGGUUUGUAACGUGACUGGUGGAGUUGUGCAACAGGUGCGACCCCAAAGUGUAAGUCAGACUAGCUGUGCUCAUUGUGGAGCCCUUGAUUGAUUUGCACUAGAGCUUUUGCUGUGCCAUGUGCAAGCGUUUGAGACACCGUAUUGUUUGCUAUCUAGGCUGGGCCUGUGUGCAGGCUUUGUUGCCUGAGACAUUCCAAAUGAGAGCACACAACAAAGGCUCGUUAAGUCAUUGACUUAGUGGAAGAGCAGACAGGCAUCUCAUGCUGCAUGUUGUCAUAUUGAAAAGGCUGCCCUCAUGUUAAGUGUUAAGCCCUGAAGUUGUGUCUAUGACAAAAACUGCAGUAUGCAUUGCAGCAGUGUCUGCAGACAGAGAGGCGGCUCAUAAGCCAGGCUGCUAUCGUUGCUCUCUGUGGCUAGUAGGUUAUGUAUGUAUAGAAAAACCAUUUGUCUAAGAUUUGCACUUGCUUUUGAAAUGCGUUCAAUAUGGUGGCAAGGACACCACAGUGUUGAUUCUUGGCCGUUGUCGAUGUGAUGCCUGAUGAUGUCAGCAGGCGCAGCCAUCAAUGUCAUGCCGGUGUUGUGGGUAUGUAUCGCGGUAGUCGUAAUUCUAAUUGUUCAGUUACAUGCUAACUGUCUUUGUGAACAUCUUGCAUAGCAAUGCCCACAGGCAUGUGCGCACCUUGGAGGCUGUGAGAAAAGUGCAUUUUCCUUUCGGUGUCACUGUGCAACCUGAAUUUUGGAGGUGUAUUGUGGGGGCAGUACUUAAGUGUAAAAUUUGGUUGCCUGCUCAUUUGUGGCUGUUGUAAUCCACAAGCUUUCGUUGGUGUUAUAUGUCUAUUAACUAACUGCUUGUAAGUUGUUUCUCCUGCUCUAUUUAAUGUCUGAUUCCUGAACCUGGAUGACUGUGAAACUGAUGUUGACAGAAAGGCUUGCAUUUCAAGCUCCACUUUGUUCUCAUGCCUUUUUCUUUGCUUCUCCAGCCUGUGAGCAGAUGCAGUAGAAUAUGGGAUUUGGCCUUCAGUGAAAGGGCAUUACUAAUGGUACAUUUGAUUAGUCACUUUCGAGCAUUUCGUGGUGUGGUUUACAUACGGCUAGUUAAAGUCGAGCGCUCGGAACACAUUCACGUAGUUCAUUCAGAGCGCCAUGCUCUAUUUCAGAGUACUCGAUGGUGCUCCCCCUUCCAGGAGAGGAGCGCAAUCAAAAUAUGACCAAAUGCUGAUAAUGUGGUGUCUCCGAUAGCUCCCAGAGCUAUGAGAGAUAGCUAUCAGAACUAUCUCGCUCACUACAGCUCUUAGAGCUACUAUCUUGCUAUUGCACUGCCCCCUUCAAGAUGGGAGCACAACCAAAAUAAGACAAAUUCAAAUAACAUGGCUUCUUCAAUAGCUCUGGGAGCAGCUGAACGUUCAUUCCAAGCAUGCUUUUGCUGGCUCAAAUGACGAAAGGCUGCUGUAUUGCUGCAAAUCGAUUCGGAGCACGGUAAGAGCCACUUGGCUGUACCGUUAGUAGAUGCGCUGCUGCUCUUUAAGUGCCGAUGUAAACUGUUGCUUCUGAAUGUCUGCUGUCAUCGGUGCAUUUGCUGUAAUUGCCAGAAGGUGGUGCUUGUGCGGGCCUUCCAGUGCAACGACUUCGGUGCUUGCAAGUUACAUCGCCCUUCCAAUGGGACGACCGGUUUUGGUACCCCUGUUCUCUUGAGGCGUACACCUCGUGUCUCGUCCCACGUCUUUCCUGUGGUAACACAACGAGGCAUGCCAGCUCUUUUCAACUCUUGAGCAUUUAUGGUCCCUUUCUUGCUGUGAUUGCUUUUUAUAUGUCCUUGAUGCAGUUUACCCUUGACUUAUGUGCCGCGCUGACCCUCAGCCUUGUGCGCAAUGUGGCAGUGUAUUUUAGCUGGGUGUGAAACCAGCGCUCUAAAGAGCCUGGCAGUGCGAUUUAUGUGCCGCACUCAGGACGGUGACAGAAAGUUGGGUUGUUCACAUGUUAAAAGCGUUCGGACUUGCCAUGUUUUUCGCCCACGUGAUACUCAUUUCUUUUUUCUUCUUUUCUUUUUUAUGGUUGAGGCAGUGCAUUCCGUAGUUGGUAGGUUACUUGGUGAGCCAUUUAUUAAAGGGCUUUAAUAGAGCUGCAAUGUGCCAACCUCUGAUAAAUUGCUGAUUUUGUUAAUGUGAGAAAGGGGAUACUUUCGUGCCUAAGCACUGAAAAAUAUGAAUGUAUGGCAGUAAUAACAUUUCAUAGCUUCGCUGGUCAUCUGCAGGAAGCCUUACUGCAAGAAAUGGAGCAUCCUUAUUUCAGCAGCCACCUUACCCCCUGGUUCUUUCACUUAGCAGAAAAGUUUGGAAAACAUUUUUGUGAAAGCUGUUGAUGCUUGAUACCUUGCCUAGGUGAUAGGUCCUAUUCGCUCGUUCAGUUUUGUGUUGGAGAGAUGUUAAUAUUUAUGCGAGUGCUUUUUGUUUGCACGUGUUGCUGUCCAUGCGCUUUGUGUCAGUACGCCCUAACGAUUAUUUAUUCAUCAGGCUUUUACCACACUAAGACACUGCUAGGUAGUUUAGCCCAUGUGUGACUUCUGCAGCCACAAAUCAAAAGGUUAUGUUUCGUCGUCAGUGGUAAUGAGAGUGUUUUGUUGAGCAAUGCAUCGCUCCCUGUCUGUCUUGAGGGGUGAUGGGCAUACGUUGUUGCGUGUACAUGUGAACAUUUCUAUUGUGAUGGCUAAAACGGGAUGUGCAUAAUUGUUUCUCAGUGUAUUCUUGAGCGAGUGUGUUAUGAGAAUCGCUGUUUCGGUGUUGGGUAACUGCACAUUCUCGCCACCAUAAUGAUGGUUGUGUACAUUCUCAAGUGUUUCAUUUUUGGGUAAAUGUAAGACAUAAUUUCCAGCACAGAAAGAAUCCAUUUCAUCGUUGCAUAUUGACGUUGUUGGGAGAUUGUGACCUAAGUGGUCUGAGUGAUCAUGGGAGCAGUACCACAAGCAGGGCCAGUUGGGCCAGUUGUACCACUUGGGCCAGUUGUUCGAAGGUCACUAUUAAGAACAAUUGAAACAUUGCGAUACAACAAGAAAGACAAAGGGGUAGGAGGCACAUGCGAAUGCUGACUCACAGCUGAUGGUGUUAUUUUCGAACAUAUGACGUGUAAUGAGGGGUGAUUCAAGUGUAACAGAAGGAGUAGGGAUCAUUGGAAAGGUAUAGAUAGUGCCAUGAUACAGUUUUCACAAACGUGUCUGCAGAAGAGCAUGAGAUUCAAAGUUUAGUUUGAAAUUUGUUUAUUUGCCCAUUGAUUACAUGGCGAGACCCGAGGAAAAAGUUUCCCUUAGGGCGAUUGGACUCAAGAUCUAAAGAAAAACUGUGCUGAAGCCAGAUGAACCUGGAAAGUGUACCCGUUGGGUGCCGGACAAUAGGUUUGCAGAAAAAUCGUUGCACUUCUUGCACAAUGCAGAGUUACUGGCUUUUGUUUGAGUUCCUUUUAUUUCCCGUGUGGGCCUUGCGGCAAAUCAUCCUCUCAAAAUGAUAAAAACGAAGCGCCUUGACAACCCCACUACCAGCCCCUAUUACAUGCAGCAUUCGGCAAUAUAUUCGAGUAACAAUAUGGAAUUGUAGCAAAAAAGAAAGAGUAUUCAUGCUUAAAAAUCCAGUGAUUUUACAGCAAAGCAUUUUACUGCAAGAAUGAUUACACAUCCCACCAAUAGCUGCCGAUUGUGUCAGUAAUUUGUACUGUGGAACACCAUGCCAGUGGCGUAGCCAGGAGGUGGCACACCAGGCACGUGCAUUGCCCCCUCCUUACUCUCGUUCAAGUGAGUGCCCCCCCCCCACAGAAGAAGAUAUCUUGCUACACCACUGCAUCGCAUUAUGGCACUACCUGCUGGCAAUAAAUGUAGCUCUACAAGCAAUUAAACUUUCUUGCUGUUAGAAAAAAAAUCUUGUCUUUGUAAGCAUUUUUGUGAAAACCGCAUAAUGCAACUAUCGUCCGUGCUUUUAGAGUUACAUAUUUUCUUUCUAAUUUUGCGUUUCUUUUGAGUCACCCUGUAUGUUGCAUAUUCAGGGAUCAGCAUCGUGGAGAUCCAAUCGCAGGUUUUAGUUGUCUCACAAUUUUCUUUUUCAUUGUUGAACCUGAUACAAGCACCAGUGCAUAUGUUUGAUGUGUUUGACAUAUGUAAUAACCUGUAAGUUCUAUAUGGCACUAGUCAAAUAUGUAUGUAGCUUUCUUCAGGAAAGCGUUCAGUUGUGAUUUAGCAGUUGUGUUGGCAAUCUCCUUUAGUGCCAACGUCACAGGCAGCCUUGUGGCAGCAAGAGGUUAGACUUGACAGCCUGACAGGCUGUCCUCACUGGCUUCAAAGCUUGCGUAUAGUAACUCUUGCUCUGUAGGUGUGCUGUGCCGGAAGUUAGUGUUGUGAGCACUGCACAGCAAAGGCUCUUUCCCAUCAAUGCAUUGAAACUGAGCAGAACGACAUUGAAGUUUGUCUGCCUGCUUGCAGUUUCAAGCUUUACUCGGUGCAAUGCCUGCCUGUAGUGAAGUAAAUGACAUGUGCUUGUCUCUGUUCCUUUAUUAGUACUGUUGCCCUGCUGCGUGUCAACCUUUUGGUGCCUCCAAAUCUUUAAAAUGAGCAAAUGAACAGUACAGUUCCCUGUUAAAGAGAACACCUAUCCAGUAAUAAAGCCAUUAGCAUGACUGCAACAUUUAUUUUCCUUUAUCAGACAGUAGUGGCUGAUAUAGUAAGUUGGGUGUAUGUUUAGUCCUAAGAAAAUUUGUUAGUGGGCAUUAAUGAACGUCUUAGGACUAAUUAAUGGCAGAAUACUAACCAUGCGUUUUCUUGUACUAGUGUAUGUGACCCUUUGAUUGAAAUCGUAGGACAAAGAAUAAGAUUUUCGACCAGAAUGAAGAGAGGGGGGAAGCUUUCACGUGCUUUAUCUGGAGUUUGAUUAAGCAAACUUGUGAAAAUUCUGUAAUGUGCAGAUGGCCUUUGUCCAUGUGCAACAAGAAGACCUUCCCCAUUUGCCUAGUUUCAGCGAACUGGGAGAAAAGUAGUGACAUUUCAACAUGAGCUGUUCUAGCAUGUUCAGCCAGCCACUGUCAUGGCAAUUGUUUUGUUUUUUUUUACAAAAAAGAAGAAGAAAGCUCUGGCUUCUGUGUGAGUAGUGAGCACGUUGGCAGAGAUGCUUCGGUCAUAUCCCUGUGGCUUUCAAAACCCUUUAAUGUCAAUUGUUCUUGAGGUUUUCGUUUCUUGAAAGGCCCAAUAUAUUUUGGCUGUCAGCAUAGCUUCCAAUUUUUUUCAGCACCUGUAUAAUAUUGUGUGAUGUAUGCGUUAGUAUGAAUCUCUACUGAAGUGAAAUCCUAUUGAUUUUUGUUUCCCAUGAUGAUAUAAGUAUAUUCCUUGGCUGCAUUUACAAAUUACAAAGCCACCUACUUACAGAGGUUUACUGCCGUUUGUUGUCAUUGACGUUUACAACUGGCCGCUCCUGCAAACUGAGUGCUUGAUGCUCUAACAGUUCUGUGAUGGAUGUAUAGUACAUGCUUUGAGUGGAUGCAAGAUGCUAGCUGCAGAUUUGUAUGCUUCUAUCCUGGAAACAUCAAAUCACUUGGUAAUAGAUUAAACACCUUUAGCUGGACAUAUUUGUUCACACCAUGAGAUUGGUACGUGUGCUAUCUAAUAUGCUAGCCUUCUGCAGCAUAUUUAGGCAACGUGAAGCUGCCAUUGUGGUGGGGCAUGCUCAUUGAAUCAGCUGUUUGCAUUUGAGCGAACUUCAUAUGACGAGCCCGUUUUGCUGUGAUCUUGCUUUAAAUGAUCUGAAUGAGAUGCACUGUAAUUUUGCAGAUUUGCUUUUGUUUAUGGUUGACAAGUGUAGCGUCCAUAAAAAUGUUACAGCUUUAACCAGCAUUUUUUCAUCCCUUGAAUAUCUGUUAUGAGCCCCUGUUAAGCUUGAGAAACUGUGAGGAGCAAAAGCUUUUAUACGUUGAGCAAGCGAUGACAACAUUGUUUAUUCCAUAGAGUUUGGUACAAAAAUCGCUGCGUGAAAAUCUUGUGGUAGCGUCUGCAGUAGCUACAAAUGUGGCAGUUCAUACAGCUUGGCAAGAAUGUGUCAUGCAUACGUGGAUUUGCCUAACUUCAUCCUUUUGUCUUAAAAUGACUUUGCGACUCUGGAAAUGGAUCGCUUUCGAGGAAACAUUGCAUUAUAGACGUGCUAAUUUGCCAUGGUUGUGCAUGCGUGCAGGAAAUUGUUGCCUUCACAUCUUUUUUUUUUUUAAAUAUGAUGGCUCGGAAAUUUAGGAAUGUUAAGCAUAACAAACGAAGUCACAAGAACAUCUGAAGCCAUAACAAUGACGAUCUAUCUACUACAUCCACUGCUAUGCCCACGGUGGCCAAAUUAACAGCACCAGAUUUCAUUCCAACACGUUUAGGGGGAAGCUCUAUGGUUUGUUCCUGUAUGACGGCAUGUAGAAUUUCUAGUUUAAUGCUUAGGAAGGUUUUUACAUAAGCUGUAAUGGUGCAUUGCCCUGUCAUGUUGUAGGCCACCUAUUUGCUGAUAUACCAUGGUGGUGUUGUGCCCGGUUAGUUUGAACUGGCACUUCCACUGUGUGGGGCAUCAAAAACAUUUAGUUCCUCUCUUUGUAGUUGGUUGCGAGACAAACACUUUAUACAGCACUUAUUCUGUUUUACGGAGGCUUUGCAGCCGUGGAAGAUGCUGAUGUGCAGAUUUUUUACUAAGCGUUUAUCCUAAUGCAUGAGCUUAUUGCAGGAGGCUGUCAUUUUGGCAGUGGUGUUGUGUCACCUCACGCAGUUUCUGUUGAAAGUUUCAAAGCCACUUAGCGAGUGUGCAGUAUGUGUCUCUGGAUGCUAAAUAAUUUGACAGAAAUGUCUGUCUGACUGCCGAGCAGCUGUGAUCGUCGGUGUUUAUUGGGUGUGGUGACCAAUGUUGCCUACCGAGCCUGGCAGGUCACCGAGCCUGGCGGGCCAAUGAAGAUUAUGCCCAACGGGGCGUCACAUGCUUGUUACAGUUGGGUAAUUUAAAUAGAAAGCUAUGAAGACAUAAAACCUGUCUUCAAGCUGCCUUGUGAGGCUGCUGUUCACUCACCUGAUGCACGGAAUUCAGAAGGGCUCUCAGUGUUGACGCCAACAAUGUACAGCACUGCAAUACACAUAUAUUUGUAAUAUACAUGCUGCAUGCACUGUUUUGUUUCAACGAAGUCUUUUGCUUCUUUUUAAUUAGGGCCCACUUGUGUCCCGUGCUCAGCCUAAUGACAUGUCUGCUCAUGCACGAGGUGGCUUGGUAGCUUUUGGCAGACUGCCUUUUGCCUGUGCAUUGAUUUGUUGGCUGAGGUCUGUUGGGUACAUGGGUGAUUACAUUUGUACAUACCUUGUGACAAGCAUUUGGCUCUAUGUGUCAUAUCUGACAGUCCUCGCUGCUUUGCUCUUAUUUUUGGCAUCAGUGUGGUACAGCUGGAGGAAUGUGCCAAGUUGAGCUUUAUCUUUGCAUCACAGGAAACGCUGUUUACAUGACACACAAUUGUAUCUUGUGAAUCUUUGCUUAUUGUGCCAGAGCAUCUGUGUGACCUUAAUGUUUCUCCUUUAUUAUUUCAUCAUUGAUGAUUGGUUCUGAAUCCCAGUACUCCCUGCAUACAGAGCAUUGCUCCUUUUGCUGGACUGUCAUUCAAGAGUGCUUAAACUGGUUGCACAGAAAAAUUUCAACUUGUAUGCAGCAAGAUGUGGUCAUUCUCAAUCUGCUCCCUUGCUCCUGUUCCUUUGUGUGUUGAUAUUAAAGACUUACACAAGGGGAAAUGCCUCAAUGUUGACGUUAUGUUGAUUCCCACUGUUGUAGAUCACAUGUACUUCUAGUUUUAGCACGUUAUGUACAAUGCCCUAUUGUCACUUAUGGUCUGAUGGCCCGAUGGUCUACUGCCUUGUCAAUGUGAAAUUCCAAUCGUUUUGGGCCAGUGAAACAUGAAAAUCAUUGCACAGCCCAUCCCCUAUCCUAUUUCUCCAGCUAACUUGUACAGAAAAUUCUGCAGGAACACAGGAGUUGCAACAAUAAGAUUCAUAGUGUCAAUGUUACAAGUGUAUUUCAAUCAAACGAGAGCAUGCCUAAUUGCGACUUUUUAUGCUUUUUCAAGUUGUUUUGUUGUCUAGUCACCCCCUGUACAAAAUGUUUUUUUUUAUGUAACACAGUCUUUAAAACAAAAACAUGUUCACUUGUCUCGGUAAUACUAAAUAUUUGACAAAACAGUGACAUUUAAUAUUUUGGUUUUGCUAUGCUGAGCAUAUUUUUUAUCUAGAACGCUUCAGACUAUCCAGUCGUUUCACUUGGAGAUGAAGACUAGUUAAAUAUUAUGGCAUAACAUUUUUGAACACUCUUUGGCUUCAAGCACUUUGUAGAAGUACAGUGAUAUAAGGCACCAUUAUUGCAAUUGAAGUGCUUUAUGUCAUAACAGGCACUGAUAAGUUUUCAGCAUGAGAAUCUCAUCUAGCAUUCAAUUGUUAUAAGGCUUUUGUGCUAAGAAAGAAUGUUGCCAAGGUUAUCGAUAAUUCUCUUGUAGCAGCUGUAUAUCAUCAAAAGACGUUUGCCAUUUUGUACAUGUAACUUUUGCCUGCCUAAGCCACAUGCAUAAUUUUGUUAUGUGCUGCUACACUUUAGUAUUUUGUUUUAAAAUCACCUCUGUGUUGUUGUGCAUUCAGUCCGUUUAUUAUUCAUGAGAUAUUAUACAUUGCUAAUACAUUGUCUAGGUUUAUGAGAUAACCUCUAGCUGAAAGUGGAGAGGUUCCAGUUGCUGGUCCUGUGAAAUGUACGGGCACUAAUUAGAGGGCUCGCUUGCUUUCGUUUUAUUACGCUUCAUAGUGUGCCACGUCGUACUCGUUUGAAACUUUGUGCCAGAGCUGGAAAGAUGUAUAAUGGAUGAGGUAUUAUUUCUGUAAACUGCCAUUUUCUCGAGUUGCACUUGGGUGCCUGUGUGAAUUUCCAAAUUACUAUUUGGGAUAUAUGUCAGUCUUCUUAGACUUUCAGAUUCAGCGUCUGGUUGAAUAUUUCAGUUUUGCACUGUUCUUUAAUAUGGCACUCGAAUGUUUUAUAGAGACUAGUUUGUGGGCAAGCUUUGCAUAUAGCAUGCGUGUCUUCGCAUACAUGCAUACUCUCUGUAUUAGACGAGUUACUAUUUUUCUCAUGUUGAUUUUUUCUUCUUUUCCUGUUUUUAUUUCUGGGUAUUGCAUUCCUUUUUAAUCAAAUAACUUUAUAGAGGGCAAGAUUUUGAGAAAUGUGCAUUUUUAAAAUAUGUGUAAUCUAGUCCACAAUGAUGUGAUGAAGAGCUUCUAUUCAUGGAAGGCAUUGCAGGGGCCACUUGACGCUUUGACUUAGCCACUGUGUAAGAAUAGACAGGUGUCUUAAUGGUGUCAGCUGUCUCCAAGGCGUGCUGACUGGGACUGUGUUCACGCUUCCUUUAUCCGCCGGCAGGGGUGCUGCACUGUUGAGGGCAUCAUUUUCUGCCAUGUGCUAGUGGUGUGAUGCCCAUCGCUUGCAUAUUUUGCUGCAGAAUGCCCUAAUAACGAGCGAUCUUGCUUCUCCUGUGGCUCUGCUAGCUCUUUGCAAUUCUUUAUUUAUUGGUGCUCACGGCGUUGUGAAGAAAAAUUCAGUAAAUAGCGCUAGGAACUACCUACUGAACCACCUGUCGAGUCUUGAUGUACAGUGUAGUCAUCCAGGAUUGCACAAAGUCUUGGGGAACUUCAGUAAUUUUUCUGCCUUCAUGUGUUGAGAUGUGCAGGCGUUGUUUGUCAAACAAGAAUUCCCACACGUUGCCCCGAUUAUGCAUCAGCGUGCAAGCAAGGAUAGAGAUGUAUUGUGCGGUCCAUGCUGCACGCACCUUUCUGUUUGGAUGUACAAGAACCUUCAAAAUUUCUCACUUGUGAGUGCAAAGCAGUAUUUUGUUCCUCUCUCUACACACUGUUCUCAUCAUAAACAAUUGCUGCAGCAUUAUUCUAGCUAUCGUGUGCAUUGUGCAGAUAUUAACAUCUGCUGCAUGGGGAAAUGUCUGUGCUGUUGUGUACUUGUGUUUUCUUUCUUUUUGCCCCAGCAUGCAAUGUUAGCAUUCAGUAGACAAUGUGGACACUACAUGGCGUAAAACAAACUUGAAUGGAGUAACUUGGAAUUUACUCUAUUUUAGAGUAGGUAAUAUUAUAAGCAGCUUAAUUGCACAGUCGGCAUGCAUGCUAACCUCGCACAAAUUGCUGCACCCGGCGUGGCAAGCCGCAGUCCCUUGCCUUUGGCGCUCAACUUGAAAAAUGGAGCAGUUGCUCUUUUAUUCCUCCAGUGCAUGUGUUCUGGACAAUCUGCACUAUUAAUAAUUUGAUAAUGAACAUGAUGGGGCAGCUCUAAACUCAGCAGGUGCUCUCACUUCAACUUGGCGAACAGUUUUCUGGGGAAAAAAUAAGGCAUAAGCACAAGCUACAUAACAUUGAGUUCGAUUCGGAGAGCCAAUUACUAGUUGUGAUCAUGAAUAACUUAAAAAUUGCCUUCCUCUGCAUUGUUCUGCGUGCUACCAUAAAGCCGUACCAGAAAGUUCUGAAACCUGGACUUAGCCCAGGGAUUCUUGAAUUGUGGCUUCGCAGCAAUCAUUUAAGCAAAUAAAGUGACACUCACAUUCAAGUUGAAAAGUACGCAAUGCUGUGGUUGUUUGAAUGCACUAUUUUCAUUCUGUCAGAGCUCCUUCGCAUUUUUAUACAUGAUCAUGGCGAUCAUGCCAUAGAAUUCCAUGCUUUCAUGCUGGAGAAUAAUUCCCCUUGUGCUUUUGCGCCCCAAGAGAGAAAAAACUACGAACAAGAAACAAACCGAUUCGCAAGCAUUGUUGAGAGAGCUGUCUGUUCUUACACGGUGGACUUAGCUGAGCCAAGGUAUGCUUGCAAGUAUGAAUGGGGUAGACUUAGUGUGUGGGGAAGGAAGGCUCGGAUGACUCUACAUGAUUAUAGUGUCGAUAAGAAGGAAAGUUUAUAAGAUGUACAAUGCUAGUUAAUGACUACGGAUCCUUUAUGCCUCUUGUGGAUAUGUGGGCAGGACAGGGUCCUUUGCUUUCCAAUAUACUCUGUUUUGUACUUAGUAGGCGGCGCUGUGAAGGCUAGAGCUAGAGUGAAUUUGCAACCGAAAAUUUCUACACCGCAUAUAAAAACAAAUGUAUUAGUAUACAAUGAAGUUUAACAGUAAAUCCAUAUGCUAUAAUCAUGUUUACAAAGAAAUUAGUGCAUAGAAAACAACGCCCAUCUGAAUGUACUUGGGAACGGAUGGAGUUUCACAUUAGUAUGGCCGCACAACUUGCACAACUUGCAUUGUCUGAUGCAGGUGCUUGUGAACAGUACAUAGUACAUCAUGUACUGGACACACAAAAAUGCACAAACAAUGUAUGAGGUGACGGAUCAUUAGCUGCAGGAGUUAAAUACUAUAUGGAGGUAUCUGUGACAGGUACCGCAUAUCAAAAAUACACGUCAUGCAUUGAGAUCAAAGACACGAGAGCUUCUGUAGCUUCUGCAGGGCAUUGCCUGCUAGGUAUUGAACAGAGUGUAACCGAACUAGCAUUGAACGAUUGAGCCACAGUGGUUGCUAGGAGAUGUAGCGCAACUGUUGAAAGUGCUUCUUUGCAUACACUGUGCUCUUACUGAUGUAUUUCCUUACACUGUCUGGCUGCAUUAACUGUGUGGUGGGCUUGACAGAAUCAAUUUCACUGUCAUGCGCUUCUUCCGCGUUUGCUUUCCCUGAAUGCACCGGUUGGUGCUGUAGCAUAGAGAUGCAUUUCAUUGUUUGAUGUUGUACAAGCGUCAGCCUACCAUCCGUAGCUUCCCAGCGUGUUCACAUAUUAGUUGGCUUGCUAAGAGCACUUGCUUGUGUCUGCCUUCUUUUGUGUUGUGCUCUGAGGUACACAAACCCAGGUGAAUGCUAAUGCCUUAAAGCUUGAUGCCCCGAUUGCUGUUCAACUCCACGGCCUUUUCUUCCGGUGCCUGCAUGGACGAACGCAUUCCCGCAAAUCCCAAAUAGAGCACAUAUCUAAGUAAUCGAAUGAUGUUAUUUAAACCAUUGUUGUUUCUUGUUCUGGUGUGGUUAUAUGAAUCUCUCGUUCUCGCCAUAGCCUCUUAUUUCUAUUUCGAGAAAAAUAAAGUUAUUUUGAGUGGA
Messenger RNA from Dermacentor albipictus, 14376 nucleotides. Its product is annotated as tumor protein p63-regulated gene 1-like protein. Gene Ontology annotation, cellular component: cytoplasm. Lineage: Eukaryota; Metazoa; Arthropoda; Arachnida; Ixodida; Ixodidae. The record is from RefSeq and is a predicted model, not a curated record.